GGAGAGCAAGUUAGGAUGCAGCACCGUCCUCGCUUUAGUCCUUUAGCUGCUGGAGGUCGUUCGAGUCACAUCGCUUCGGAGAUCGGUCUGAGAUGUUGUCCCGUGUUGUUAGGCCUGUUGCCGCCGGGCUCGGCAGGAGUUUCUCCAGCACCUCACAGAGCAAUGCCAGGGUGGCAGUAUUGGGUGCAUCAGGUGGCAUUGGACAGCCUCUCUCUCUGCUACUGAAGAACAGUCCUCUUGUAAGUGAGCUCUCGCUAUAUGACAUUGCUCACACGCCUGGUGUCGCAGCAGAUCUCGGUCACAUUGAGACCAGGGCAAAAGUAACUGGCUUUAUGGGUGCUGAGCAGCUGCCUAAUGCUUUAAAAGGAUGUGAAUUGGUGGUUAUUCCUGCUGGAGUACCGAGGAAACCUGGCAUGACUCGAGAUGAUCUGUUUACCACAAAUGCUUCAAUAGUUGCAGAUCUAACAGAAGCUUGUGCCCGGCAUUGUCCGGAGGCAAUGAUUUGCGUCAUCGCCAACCCUGUGAACUCCACAAUACCAAUUACAUCAGAAAUCUUCAAGAAACAUGGAGUAUACAACCCUAACAAAAUCUUUGGUGUGUCAACAUUGGAUGUCGUCAGAGCCAACACCUUUAUUGCUGAGCUUAAGGGCCUUGACCCCGCACGUGUGUCUGUACCAGUGAUUGGAGGCCAUGCUGGAAAGACCAUCAUCCCUCUGAUCUCUCAGUGCAAUCCUAAAGUGGAAAUCCCUCAGGAUAAGUUGCAGGCUUUGACAGGAAGAAUUCAAGAGGCUGGCACAGAGGUGGUCAAGGCCAAGGCUGGAGCAGGUUCUGCCACCCUCUCAAUGGCUUAUGCUGGUGCCAGAUUUGUCUUCUCACUCUUGGAUGCUAUGAAUGGUAAAGAAGGAGUGGUGGAAUGUGCAUUUGUCCGGUCUGAAGAAACUGAAUCUCCAUACUUCGCCACACCUUUACUACUUGGGAAAAGUGGCAUAGAGAAGAACCUUGGGCUGGGUAAACUAUCUGCCUUUGAAGAAAAGCUUGUAGCAGAAGCUAUGGGUGAACUGAAGGCUUCCAUAAAGAAAGGCGAGGACUUUGUGAAGAGCCGAAGCAAAUAAUUGGUUAUAUCGAUAUGUAUGGAAUGAGGAAAACUCCUCCAGCCGGUUUCAAACCUCCAAUACACGUGGUUGUUUAGUGUUGGUUGCUGCUAUGUCUGUUUGCUAUCUAUUUUUAAAACUCAAUCGUCAUAGCAGAUGUAAAAUUGUCAUUAAAUUACAAGCAUUAUUUCUCCAACAUUGUUUUUUAAACUUCCACUGAAGAUUAUUCUGCUACCAUGCAUUUAAUUGUAAGUGCAAAUAAAUGUACACCUACAGAGGAUCUCUGAAGUUGACAUAUGCAA
Leucoraja erinaceus (little skate) is the source of this 1393-nucleotide messenger RNA. RefSeq names its product malate dehydrogenase 2, NAD (mitochondrial) (gene mdh2). Bases 93 to 1112 code for a protein of 339 amino acids. Gene Ontology annotation, cellular component: cytoplasm; mitochondrion. Lineage: Eukaryota; Metazoa; Chordata; Chondrichthyes; Rajiformes; Rajidae. The record is from RefSeq and is a predicted model, not a curated record. Gene Ontology annotation, molecular function: L-malate dehydrogenase (NAD+) activity. The transcript is spliced from 9 exons. Gene Ontology annotation, biological process: carboxylic acid metabolic process; tricarboxylic acid cycle.